Merops nubicus (carmine bee-eater) is the source of this 738-nucleotide messenger RNA. Its product is annotated as ras-associated and pleckstrin homology domains-containing protein 1-like. The transcript is spliced from 3 exons. The record is from RefSeq and is a predicted model, not a curated record. The annotation marks the transcript as partial. NCBI's taxonomy places the organism in Eukaryota, Metazoa, Chordata, Aves, Coraciiformes, Meropidae. Gene Ontology annotation, cellular component: cytosol; plasma membrane.
AUGGAGCAAUUAUCAGAUGAAGAACUUGACCAUGGUGCAGAAGAAGACAGUGAUAAGGAAGAUCAGGAUCUGGACAAGAUGUUUGGGGCCUGGCUGGGGGAACUGGACAAGCUCACACAGAGUUUGGACACAGACAAGCCUGUGGCACCAGUGAAGAGAUCACCUCUCCGUCAGGAAACCAACCUUGCCAACUUCUCCUAUCGCUUCUCCAUGUACAAUUUGAAUGAAGCCCUGAAUCAGGGGGAGACUGUGGAUCUAGAUGCCCUCAUGGCUGAUCUCUGUUCCAUAGAGCAGGAGCUCAGCAGCAUUGGGUCCAACAACGCCGCAGUGAAGCGCCUUGCCCCGGAAUGCAAAGGCCAGAAGCCCCCUGCCAGCCGCCCUCCUGCCAAGCACAGCAGCGGGAAAGGAUUCUCCUCCUCCUCCUCUGGGAAGGUGCCUAAACCACCCCACGCCAACGUGUCUUUGGAUGACAUCACUGCCCAGUUGGAGAAGGCCUCCUUGAGCAUGGACGAGGCUGCCCAGCAGUCUGUUGCAGAGGACAGCAGGGCAGCAGUGGGUGCCCAGCACAGGAGGACGGCGUCGGCCGGCACCGUGAGCGACGCCGAGCUGCGCUCCAUCAGCAACUCCUCCCGCUCCAGCAUCACCUCUGCAGCCUCCAGCAUGGACUCCCUGGAUAUCGACAAGGUGGCCAGGCCUCAGGAGCUGGACUUGACAUCACAAGGGCAACCCAUCACUGAG